AUGUCCGGUCCUGGCUCCCAGGACCAAGCCAUCUGCUCCCCCUCGGGUGGCAGGAUCAAGCGAGUCUCCGUGGGUGCCGACUUGGUGCUCCGUUCCGGUCUAGGCCCCCUGACACUAACCUUCUCUCUCUUAUACACAUACUCUCUCUCACCCCCCCACACUCUCACUCUCUCACUCUCACUCUCACUCACACCCAUCUCCCUAGCCCAAGGUGGGGACAGACAUCUGAGGGGCUGCCAGCUGUUGCCUGCUGGGCCUGGCCCACCUCACACUCCUGCCCUCCCGUCCACAGGGGACUCGUGGGGGCUGCUAGCUUGCCUGUGCACUGUGCUCUGGCACCUCCCUGCAGUGCCGGCCCUCAACCGCACCGGGGACCCCGGGCCCGGCCCCUCCAUCCAGAAAACCUAUGACCUCACCCGCUACCUGGAGCACCAGCUCCGCAGCUUGGCUGGGACCUAUCUGAACUACCUGGGCCCCCCUUUCAACGAGCCUGACUUCAACCCACCUCGGCUGGGGGCAGAGACUCUGCCCAGAGCCACCGUCAACUUUGACGUGUGGCGGAGUCUCAACGACAAGCUGCGGCUGACCCAGAACUACGAGGCCUACAGCCACCUCCUGUGCUACCUGCGUGGCCUCGACCGCCAGGCCGCCACGGCCGAGCUGCGCCGCAGCCUGGCCCACUUCUGCACCAGCCUCCAGGGCCUGCUGGGCAGCAUCGCGGGCGUCAUGGCAGCCCUGGGUUACCCGCUGCCCCAGCCCCUGCCUGGGACAGAGCCCACCUGGACCCCUGGCCCUGCCCAUAGUGACUUCCUCCAGAAGAUGGAUGACUUCUGGCUGCUGAAGGAGCUGCAGACCUGGUUGUGGCGUUCAGCCAAGGACUUCAACUGGCUCAAGAAGAAGAUGCAGCCUCCGGUGGCUGCGGUCACCCUACGCCUGGAGGCCCAUGGCUUCUGAUCUCUGCCUUACCAUCCUCCUCCUCCAGCUCCCC
Molecule: messenger RNA, 988 nt
Organism: Orycteropus afer afer
Lineage: Eukaryota; Metazoa; Chordata; Mammalia; Tubulidentata; Orycteropodidae
Gene: CLCF1
Product: cardiotrophin like cytokine factor 1
Source: RefSeq, a predicted model, not a curated record